Molecule: messenger RNA, 571 nt
Organism: Paramecium primaurelia
Lineage: Eukaryota; Ciliophora; Oligohymenophorea; Peniculida; Parameciidae
Source: the annotation of a GenBank genome assembly
AUGAGCAAAAAAUAAGCCCGCCCCUUAUUCAUUCCCAAACCAGAAAAUGGUGAAUUUCCAUUUGACAUAAAAAAUGUUAAUACUAAUGAUAUCAAGCCUAUUGACUUUUAUAGGAUGUAUAAUUCCUUAUAAAUGAUGGUUCAAAAAUUGAUUCAAGAUUAAGUAUGAAUUGAUGUGAUUUCAGAUUGUACAAUAAAAGGUCUAAACUAAUAUUGAUGCAAUAUUCAGAGUGUUUAUUGAAAAAGAUUUAAAUCCUCCUCCUUAGUAGAAACUAGUUGGAAGAAGAAGUUCUCCAUAUACCUAUCAAAAAUAAGAAUUUUGGUAGUUAGUUGAACACCUUAAUUCCUUGGGUUUCACAUAUAGAUAAAUAUCUGAGAGACUGCAAGUACACUAUGUUUAGAUUUCAACUCAUCAUCUAAAUACUGUUGAUUAUGAUGAUGAUUCUGAAUAGGAAUCAUCAUAAGUGAAGAGAUAAGCAAAAAAGAAACCUAAAUAAGAAUAAAAGAUAGAGAAAUAACCAUAUCAAGUUUGUGAUGUAUUUUAGUCAGAUGAUGAAUAAGGAUCAAAAUGA